Molecule: messenger RNA, 2199 nt
Organism: Phytophthora nicotianae INRA-310
Lineage: Eukaryota; Oomycota; Peronosporomycetes; Peronosporales; Peronosporaceae
Exons: 1
Biological process (GO): nervous system process; regulation of membrane potential; signal transduction
Cellular component (GO): neuron projection; synapse; membrane
Molecular function (GO): neurotransmitter receptor activity; extracellular ligand-gated monoatomic ion channel activity; transmembrane signaling receptor activity
Source: RefSeq, a predicted model, not a curated record
CAUGAUGAAGACUAAGAUCAGUCUACAGGAAACCACGACUGCCACCAUCGAGGAAACGCAGUCCUGGUCCAGUAUCGUGCUCAAUGACAAGCUCACGCUCGAGCACGUCGCUGUGGAUAUCAACACCGACCGCGUCCAGUACCACCUACACCUCGAACUGGAGCACCCGAUACCAGAAGCAUACAUCACCAAUGCCGAGUACAUGACGCUGACGUGGCCUGUCGGUGGUAUCUGGAAGAUCAUGAACCUCAGUGAUAACAACCGCAAGGUGCACUGCAUGUCCUGGCGCAAGACCGAGAUGGACCAUGUGGAGGUGGAGGAGCUGGCCAAGAAGGUAGAGGCUGCUGGAAAUUCUAACGAUCCAGCGAAGGCUCGGAGCUCAACUCUAGCUGCUGCAGAAGCCAAUGACCUGCCACCAACUCUGUUCCCGUGGAAGAUGCAACUUGGCAAGUGGGGACACAAGCAGCACUGGUUCCUUCGUGAUAUUAUGCCUCCUCAUGAUGCCGACAGUGUUGGUAGCUGUCAUCCUGGUCCAUUAACAGCUCACUUAAUGGCAGGCUUUUCGCCGCUCGAAGUGCAGAUCGAAGUGAAUGCCAUCACGUCGGUAGACACGGUAGGCCAAACGUUUACUGCCGACGUAACGUGGGAGGUUACGAUGCCAGCCAUCACCACCAUCCGAGAAGACUCGGUACUGCGUGAACUUAUGGACAUCCUCGAGUUCGACGAGAAUCAAUUCGAGUUCGCGAACGUCAACUCGAUGCAAGAGGAGCGCGAGAUGACGUCCAGUCUGUCACCUGCUGGGCCAGUGCAUUUCACUGACUCGACCAGUCUGGCGUUGCCACUGAAGGCCACGUCGGAGUAUCUGAGUCAUCUGCAAUUCAGCCGUCGUGUAGUGGCUGUGUUUAGCGAGGAGAUGACUCUACGAAGCUUCCCUGUGGACCAGCAGAAGCUCACGUUUGCUUUCUCUACUGGAACGGGAGUGAGAAAAUCUCUACGAAUCACACCGGGAGCAGUGGACGCAGGCACCUUUGCCAUUGCCAACUACAAAUUAGGCAACGUCUUCGAUGUGGUGCACCACGAUAAGGUAUUCGUCGGUGAGAUCGACGCUGAGGGCGACAAGAAGAGCAUUCGAUUCGAGAUGAUGCUGGAACGUCGGCCCGGAUACUACGUGACAAACGUGGCGAUUCCAGCAGGAAUCAUCACGUAUUUGUGUUUUAUAUCGUACGCUCCACUCUCGGAUGGUUCACUUAUGGACACUGGGGACCGCGUUCAGAUCGUGUUGACGCUGUUGUUGACGGCCGUGACGUUCAAGAAUAUGGUAGCGUCGCUGACACCGCAGAUCUCGUACUUCACGACACUGGAUCAGUAUGUUUUUUUCUGCUUCAUCAUCUCGUGUUUGGUGGCGAUCGAGAACGCACUUUUCCCGCUUUUUGUGGGACUGUUUCCAUCUCGUGAGAAAUGGCAAGAGCACAGCCUACUUGGCUUCUCAAUUGGCUUCUUCACACUGGUGAAUAUCGUUUGGUUUGUCUCCAUUGUUCGGUCUGUAAAGAAGCGUACACGAGCGUCCGACGCACUCGUUAAAGUGCACGAGGCUAUUCGAGUGACCUCCACCUCCAUCCCACCCGAGCACCGUGAGGCUGUACUGGAUAAGUAUUUGCAGCGUUUGGACAUCCCCAAAUGCGAUCUCCCCACAGUCCGCUGCACUGAAUUUGGGUAUCUCCAUGUUCAGUUGCCGGUAGACAAGAGUAUUCGCACGGACGGGAUCGACGUCAAGGCUGCGUUGCAUGUUGCUAGCCGUCAAAAGGCUGAGCGAGAGUUCGACACCUUCAAAGAGAUCUACGAAGAGCUAAAUCCGUCGGGUUCGCUGCUGUAUUCGUCUGAUCAUGAUAAUGAGAAGCCUCUAAGAGCUGCCAAACCCAACGAAGCGUUCUUGGCAGGCGGAGGAGACCGACGCCGCUCUGUGAUUGCGCCCAGCAGCCCCGUUGGCCCGCACAGGAUGCAGAGCCAGAUAACGCGACGCCGCGCGUGGUCGAGAACGUCUGAGUCCUAAAAUCGUCACUUCAACAAUACCGCAAGUGAAGUGAAUGCUAAGUAAAAAUGUACUGUUUGUAGUUUAAUUCCGGUGGCACUCGCCAACGAUGGAUCAUGUGGACUCAGAUUUUCAUUUGAGUUUUGUAAGAGCAGAAGUGCAACAUGUGA